AUGUUGCUGCCAUUGGCCGAUACUCUCGCUAUUCGUUCCGGCGUGCAUGGCGUGCCAUUGGUGCGACGCAUCGAAGCGGAAUUACCGGAGGCCACAGUCACCACGCGAGUCUCAGUACGGGAUUCGUUGGAAAUUAAGUACAACGGUUUCCUAAUCUUUUCAAAACUGGAACUCGGUGGCUUCCCUAAUAUUGAACGGGUUAUGGAGAACCUUCGUCAUUGCGUUGCAGGAUUCCCUCCGGCAAAAAUGACUGAAAGCGAACGCUACUUUUACUGUUCGGUUUUAUAA
Dicrocoelium dendriticum is the source of this 288-nucleotide messenger RNA. The record is from the annotation of a GenBank genome assembly. NCBI's taxonomy places the organism in Eukaryota, Metazoa, Platyhelminthes, Trematoda, Plagiorchiida, Dicrocoeliidae.